GGUCACGUGGCGCAGCCGAGCCGGUGUCACGUGACGGCGGGAGCGCCCUUCCCCGAUGCGGGGUCCCCUCCUGGCGGCCGCGGGCGCUGCCAUGGGCGGCGCGGGAGGUCCCCUGGCCCGCACCAUCCGCGCCAAGCUGACCGCAGCCCUCCAACCCACGCACCUGGAGGUUCGCGAUGACUCCCCCCGCCACGGGGGCCCCCCCGGAGCCGAGACUCAUUUCGGGGUGCUGGUGGUGAGCGGGCUCUUCGCGGGGCUCUCGCCGCUGCAGCGGCACCGCCUGGUGCACGAGGCGCUGCGGGCCGAGCUGGCCGGGCCCCUGCACGCCCUGCAGGUCACCGCCCGCACCCCCGAGCAGUGGCACAGCGACCCCCAAAACCCCCCCGCGCCCCCUUGCCUGGGGGGGUCCAAGAGGGAGAAACGCCGCGGGGGCGGGGACGAGGAGGAGGAGGCGAGGAAGCAGUGAAGGCUCUGGGAGAGCCCCGGGAGCGGCGUGGGGCUGCUGGGACCCCCCCAGGAACAACGGGACCCCCCCAGGAACAACAGGAUCCCCCCAGGAACAACGGGACCCCCGUCAGGAACAACGGGACCCCCCAGGAAC
Messenger RNA from Camarhynchus parvulus, 601 nucleotides. RefSeq names its product bolA family member 1 (gene BOLA1). The record is from RefSeq and is a predicted model, not a curated record. Bases 56 to 466 code for a protein of 136 amino acids. NCBI's taxonomy places the organism in Eukaryota, Metazoa, Chordata, Aves, Passeriformes, Thraupidae. The transcript has 2 exons. Gene Ontology annotation, cellular component: mitochondrion.